Messenger RNA from Eptesicus fuscus (big brown bat), 1558 nucleotides. RefSeq names its product transmembrane protease serine 11E-like. Gene Ontology annotation, cellular component: plasma membrane; extracellular region. Bases 32 to 1300 code for a protein of 422 amino acids. Gene Ontology annotation, molecular function: serine-type endopeptidase activity. The transcript is spliced from 10 exons. NCBI's taxonomy places the organism in Eukaryota, Metazoa, Chordata, Mammalia, Chiroptera, Vespertilionidae. Gene Ontology annotation, biological process: proteolysis. The record is from RefSeq and is a predicted model, not a curated record.
UCUCCACAGGACUCUUCCUUGCUGGUCAGAAAUGCAUCCGUCUUCUGUGGCCAGGGCCACGAAGAGAGCAUGUGUGAAGCCAUGGGUUAUUGGCCUCAUCACCUUUUUAUCCCUGAUUGUUCUGGCAGUGUGCAUUGGACUCAUUGUUCAUUAUGUGAGAUACAAUCAAAGGAAGACCUACAAUUACUAUACUACAUUGUCAUUUACAACGGACAAACUAUAUAAUGAUUUUGAAAGAGAGGCUUCUAAAAAUUUCACAGAAAUGAGCCAGAGAAUUGAAUCAAUGGUGAAAAAUGCAUUUUAUAAAUCUUCAUUGAGGGGAGAAUUCGUCAUGUCUCACAUUAUCAGAUUCAGUAAAGAGGAAAAUGGAGUGUUGGCUCACAUGCUGCUGAUUUUUAUAUUUCGCUCUACUGAGGAUCCUGAAACCAUAAAUAAAAUUAUUCAACGUGUUCUACAUGAAAAACUGUAUGAUGCUGUAGGGCCCCCUAAAUUAGAUCCUGAAUCAGUUGAAAUAAAAAAAAUCAACAAGACAGAAACGGACAACUUUCUAAACAAUUGUUGUGGGACUCGGAAGAAUAAAAGUACAAAACAGAGUCUCAGGAUUGUUGGUGGGACACAGGUAGAAGAGGGUGAAUGGCCAUGGCAAGCUAGCCUGCGACUGGAUGGGAUCCAUCGCUGUGGAGCAACUUUAAUUAAUGGUUCAUGGCUUGUGAGUGCCGCUCACUGCUUUAGAAUGUAUAAGGACCCAACCAGAUGGACUGCCUCCUUUGGAGUAACACUAUUUCCUUCUAAAAUGAAACAAGGCAUCCGGAGGGUAAUCGUGCAUGAAAAAUACAAAUAUCCAUCACACGACUAUGACAUUUCAGUUGCAGAGCUUUCCAGCCCUGUUCCCUACACGAAUUCGGUACAUAGAGUUUGUCUCCCUGAUGCAUCCUAUGAGUUCCACCCAGGUGAUGAGAUGUUUGUGACCGGAUUUGGAGCACUACAAAAUGAUGGUAGCAGUCAAAAUCAUCUACGGCAAGUGCAGGUGAACCUCAUAGACACUAAAACCUGCAAUAAACCUGAAGCUUACAAUAAUACUAUAACUCCUAGAAUGUUAUGUGCUGGCUCCUUGGAAGGAAAAAGAGAUGCAUGCCAGGGUGACUCUGGAGGACCACUGGUUAGUGCAGAUGCUAGAGAUAUCUGGUACCUUGCUGGAAUAGUGAGCUGGGGAGAUGAAUGCGGGCAACCCAAUAAGCCUGGUGUUUAUACUAGAGUGACUGCCGUCCGGGACUGGAUUGCUUCCCAAACUGGUAUCUAAAGGAGAAAAACUCAGUAGAAUGGAAUGCAUUUUUGUUUGUAGGCCAUUUUCAGAGAUAUGGAAUUGCAGAAGAAGCUUUGAAGGUCACCUCAAUCUGACUGAAAAAUGAAACUGUCUGCUUGAUGCAUAAUUUCCUUCUAGCUCUCCUCCACAUGUGAGCAUCCUGCUUCUUCCAGAUGGAUCCUGUCUCAACUUGUAUUCAUUUAUUUUCUACAAGUUUUCUGUCCAUUAUGCUUUGUUGACAUAAAAUUUCUCAUG